UGUCACGGGCGUAGCUGGAUGCUGGAUCGUCUCUCUCUCUCGCGCGCGCGCGUGCCGCAGGGAGGCGCUUCCUUUUCUUCUUCCUCUUUCUCCUAAUCACGUCUCUCACGUCGCCCUCGCCGUCGACGACGUCGCCGGUGUCGUCGUCAUCGCUAUCGUCGCCGCCGUUGGCGAUCAUUCUCGAUCGCAGCGUCGCGCUCGUUGACACGGCCCGAUCGUCGUCCCCGAGAGCAAGGAGAAGGUGCUGGAGAAAAGGGAGGCCGACGACGAAGGAUUUCUCCUGCCGGCGUGACAAAGGGAGAGGGGGAGAGAGAGAGAGACAAGCAGACAGACAGAAAUAGACCGAGAGAGAGAGAGAGAGAGAGAGAGAGAGAGAAAGAGAGAGAGAGAGAGCGAGAGAGAUAGGAGAGUGAGAGAGAAAGACGAGAGAGAGUGAAAAGGAGAGAGAGAUAGAGAUAGACAGACAGAGAUAGACAGAGAGAGUGCGAAAGAGAGGGAGAGAGCGAGAGAGAGAAAUGGACAGGUGGAUGAAGACAGAAAGGGGAGAGAAGUAGACGGAGGAAACGAGGAAUAUAGAGAAAGAUAGAGACAGACCGACUGUGUGAGGGAGGUGUUGCUCAAGUAGUGCUCUGUGUAUGGUGCAGUAACGGUGCUGUGCUCGAGAUAGAGAAUGGCAUGGACGGAUUUUCGCGUGUAUCUCGCCGUGACGUAGCAAGUCGGCUCUGAAAACGGGGGUGCUAAGCUGAGGAAUGGAGGGAACGUGGCAGUGGGAGCAGCGAAAGCACUGCCAUAUCAUUCUGCUCAACUCUUCGUCGUACCUAAAGGAAAACCCGGAACAGGCUGCAGAUGAACGGAAACGAUUGCAUGAAGGCUAUUGCAAGGAAGGAGAUAUCCUGAAAACAGGGAAUCGCAUGCCAGGUCUGUAGCAUAGAGACAGGGCAUAGAGGGGCCCCCGUCAAGUGUCACCGAGCGGAAAAGAGGGUUCGUCAUGGACCCGAUGACGCAAGUCGUACCUCACUGAGCGAUGCAAGUAAUUAGGGCCGGGGCCCUGCUAGUGAGCAUGUGGCUCACUAGAGAAUGAAGAAGCAAAACGUCCGGACUUUAUCAUUAAUCGUCUUCACGCUUACCUAUCUCCUCGUCGGUGCUGCAAUCUUCGACGUGCUCGAGUCCGAGACGGAGAAAUCACGCAAGGAAGCAUUAGAUGACCUUGAAAAAAUGGUCAUACGAAAAUAUAAUAUAAGCGCGGACGACUUCAAGAUCAUGGAAACAGUGGUGCUGAAGACGGAACCUCACAAAGCUGGCCAACAGUGGAAGUUCGCUGGCGCAUUUUAUUACGCUACAACGGUCCUCACCACGAUAGGUUACGGACAUUCCACGCCGAAUACUAUAUACGGCAAACUAUUCACAAUGUGCUAUGCAAUUAUCGGUAUCCCAUUAGGACUCGUAAUGUUCCAGAGCAUAGGAGAACGCUUGAAUAAGUUCUCAUCUGUCGUGAUACGGAGUGUAAAGCAGCUUCUAAACUGUAAGGACGUUCAGGCCUCGGAGAUAAAUCUCAUCUGCGUGGUAACGACGUUAUCUUGCUUGACCAUCGCUGGCGGUGCCGCGGCAUUCUCCAGAUAUGAGGGAUGGUCCUACUUCGAUUCUAUUUAUUAUUGCUUUAUUACUCUGACGACAAUCGGUUUCGGCGAUAUGGUCGCGCUGCAAAAGGACAACGCACUCAACAACAAGCCCGAGUACGUGAUGUUCGCUCUAAUAUUUAUUCUCUUCGGUUUGGCGAUCGUGGCGGCUUCGCUUAAUUUGCUGGUUCUGAGAUUCGUGACCAUGAAUACGGAGGAUGAAAGACGAGACGAGGCCGAAGCGUUACAGGCGGCCCAGGGCGCGGUUCGUCUCGAGGGCGACGUGAUAACAGCGAACGGCUCGAUAUUAUCCGGUCAGAUCGGCAAUCACGGUAACGCAUUGUCGUUCGACGAUGAGGCGUCGGUGUGCAGCUGCCGCUGCAGCGGCUUCCAGAGAAAGCGGCGGAGACCGCGUUUCACGGUUCGUCGAUCGCCCGGCAAGAUCUCGCACUUGCUGCCGAUGCAACAGCUGUCGGCGUUGAACGUGCAAUGCGGCGAGCUGCACUCGCCGCCGCUCAUGCCGCUGGAAUUGCCGCCCCUAUAUCAGCAUCGCGCCAGCAUCUGACGUUGCUCCGCCGCGAGGAGCGUGGUACUUUUGGAGCAAGAGCAUUACUACCACGAGCAGCCGCGGCGGGUUUCCGUCUGAGGAGAGAGAGUUUCUGCCCGACAGGGCCGCCGACUUCAACGAAUUUUAAUCGUCGUCGAGACACGCUAUCAUCACCGCCACUCUCCCAGUUCUCUUCCUCUCGUUCUACCUUUAUCUCUCUCUCUCUCUCUCUCUCUCUCUCUCUCUCUCUCUUAUCUUCUUCCUAUUUAUAUAGCUCUUUCUCUCUCCCCUUGUCCCGUGUUCACUCUCGUCGAACGAGAGUAGAGUCUCGUAUAGAUAGCUAAGAGAUUGGAUUGUGAUUCGAAGUUGGAUCGCCGGGACUACUCGACUCGAGUUGUUCAAUCUGAAUCGAGCUAACGGGGGGGUAGCAAACGGCGCCGGAUGCUCCUCGAUGAAAAUGUUUGUCUUUCCCGAUUCGUAACACGACACAUAUGCGAUGAAUAAUUCUUCCACUCUCUCGCGAUCUACACCGUUGCCGUUCAAGUUUAUUCACGUUCGCAUAACCGAGGAUAUUAGGAUAAUAUUCAACGAUAAUGAAUUUCUAACACGUAUGCGCUACCGAGUAAGGAGUGAGAAUCGUCGAGUAAGAAAUGAGAAUUGAUCCUCGAGAGAUUGAGACGAAAUUUUUUCCGUUCGGAUUAUCGUAAUAAAUGGCUGUGUCGUUCGUUGACAUCAUCAAGUGCGACGUGUGAUAAAUUUAUAGCCAGGUAGGUUAUUUUUAGCCCGUAGUUAACAACAAGUUACUUUUGACCCAUUAUUGAUCGAAAUAAUUUUCUUGAGAAAUAAUACAUAUUUAUUGGAAUAAUCUUUUAUUUAUAAUUAUUUUUAUCAAGUUGAUAUAGAUCCUUUUUUAUUAAAAAUCUCGAUUGCAUUUUGAAACAAUGUUAAUGCUGAAUAUACCUUAUAGCUCACACAUUUUGAACAUUAAUUAAGAUUUGAAAUAUUCAGCAAUACGAUUCUCGCAAACUCGUUUUUUUUUUUUUUUAGUAUUUUUGCGAUAUAUUUAAUCGUGUCUUUAAAAAAUACAAUAGAACGAGAAUUGUGGAAUCAUGUCGCAAGUGCGAUUAGGCAGUGAGCAGACCUUGAAAAGUUGUGCGCGUACAAAAGGCUGUGUGCGGAGGUGAUCUUGUGUGUAUCUUUUGCAGCCGAGAGAUACGAAAAAAUAAAGUGCGAAUGGUAAGAACGAAAGGGAGCGAAUGCGAGACACGCAUGCUGAAGCGAUAUCGUGAACGAAUGCGAGUUGGUGUGCACGUGGAAACGCGUCUGUGGGCAAAAAUAUAAAAAUGCGUCGAUACAAACGCUAAAUAUAUAUAUAUAUAUAUAUAUAUAUAUAUAUAUAUAUAUAUACAUAUAUACAUAUAUACAUAUAUAUACAUACACCUCUCUUACGUUCUCGUUCUAAUGGGAGAGAGAGAAGUAUUAUUAAAGAAAUAAAUAGAUACACACCAAGGGAUGAUAUACACAAACCGACACGAUUUUUUCCAAUUAAGAGAAGACAUUUUACAAUUUGUAUAUAAUAUAAAGUAUAGAGAAAAAACUACGAUUUUAGGUAUACGAUACACACGAAGCGUUCCGAUCUUACGGAGAAAUGUGUAUAAUACAUACUUGUAAGAUACGUCACAUUAUUAUCAUGCGGGUUCGCGAAAUACGUGAUAUAUAUAUCCUCCUCCCCCUCCAAAAAAAAAAUUUCGAGACUCUCCAUUUAUUAUUAUUUAAGUACAGAUUGAGAUUGUCAAAGUGGCCACAGCUACAUAAAUUUUGUAGAUUUUAGCUGCCGUAGGUCUCCUCAAACACAAGCGCUCGGCCGAUGACAUUACGAAGUGAUGAGUAUAUGCGAGAAAAAUUGACAAAUUUGCUUCCCCGAAUUGAUCGUUUACAAUUUACCUACGAAGAGUCAAUCCAUCGAAACAAGAAGUACGUAUUCCCGAUAGAUGCAUUAUCAUAUUAUAGGAUGAACACGAGCGGAACAAUUCUCUUGCCUUUUGAUCGAGAAAAGUAGAAACCUAUUUGGAUAUUUUUAAGACGUAUACUGGAUUGCACAUGUAUAAGUAGAAGACGUUUCUUUAUCCAAUCGAUGGUCUACACAAGAAAACGCCGACGGGUACGGCAAUUUUCUCGUGGAAAUGUCUUUUGUCAUUCGACUCAAAUGCGUGAGCCAUGUGUGUGUUUGCAUGUAUAUUAUGAGACGUAAGAUUUUCAAGAAAUCAAAUAUUUUAGAUCACACACAUUUGAAAACAUUAAUAUUCACACAUCACGACCAAAUGUAAUUUAUAAUAUUAAAUGAAUAUGAUCGGAUUAAGGAGCUGCGAUGCGCAAUCUCUCUUGUAUGAGUUUUUGAUUUUAAUCAAUAUGAUGAUACAUGUAUACAUAUAUAUAGGGUGUUCCAGAUUAGGUCAAUGAAAUUUCAGGAUUUUAUAGGAAAUUGAAUUUGAGAUAAAAAAGUUUCAACAUAUAUCCGAAAACGCCUCGUUAAAAAGUUAUAGCUAACAAAAUCUCUGUAAGUAAUUAGUUAUGAAAAUUUAAUAAGAACACUUUUAUAUUUGCGUUUGUAAUGUUUGUACGAAUGCAGGGUUUACACAAAGUCGAAAGAUGGUUUUUUUCAAGUUUCUGAUUUUUUCGUUUCUUCUUUUGCACGCCUAGAAUUAAAUAAAAUUGGCGUAAUUUGUUUUGUUAUUUGAUUAGAUUUAUUUUGCUAUUAUUUUCAAAUAAAUGAAGGGUUUAAAGUUAUUUUAAAGUUAUAUUUUUAAGAAUCAUCAAAAAAAAAAACUUUAUUUUUCGAAGUUUGUUAGUUAUAAUUUUUUAGCGAAGCACUUCCGGACUUAUGUUUACCAAAACAUUUUUGUCCAAAUUCAAUUUUUUAUAAGACCCUGAAAUUGGCUUGACUUGGAACAUUUUGUACAUACGUCAAACGUUCGUUUACAAUUUAAUAUAAAAUUAAUUUCCUUUAUGACAGCAAGCAUGAUUACGAUGAAACAGCCGUACUUGUUGACCGUUUAUGGUUGCGCAUUUCACUUAUAAAUAUCUUACUCUACGAGAAAAAAAAGAAAAGAUGAUAAAGAACCGCUAGAAUUUACUCCCGUUCAUUAAUAUUAAUUACGGCGAAUUAAGUCUGUAAUAUAUUAUAAGUAGUAACAAAUAAUACGAUCGCGCAGGUCGUAAAGGAUUUUUAUGAGAUAAGGAGGGUAAUAAGAGAAAAAUUAACUUAACGAAAAUAAAUUAAGUGAACACAUAAUUAGCCAUGCAUCUUGUAUUAAUCGAUGAUCGAUGUAACUUUUAUUUGAUUCACCCUCCUUGACGCAUCAUUUCAACUCGUUUAAGCUAAAUAGCAGUAACGAUCAUAAACUUUUUAAAACAACGUAAAGAUAUUUUACAAUUUGAAACGAUCAACAUUUGUCACACAUUUGUUCUUAAAAUUCGUAGUUUAUUAUAUCGAACUUUACGCUAGUCUUCAUGUAACGUAAUAAAAUUUUGAAUAAUCGGGUAUAUAUAUACAAUUUUUUUAAUUCUCAGGUGAACAUUAUAUAGCAUCUUAAGAUAAUACAAGAAUUAUAUACACUUUCAUAUAAUAUUUUAUAUUUAUUGUAACAUUCUAUAAAAACAAGUAAUUGAGCUUAUAAUAAUCGAAGCUAUAGAAUUAGCUGAAAAAGACGAUUUCUCGUUUGUUUUGAUCUUAGUUAUUAAAUAGGUAGCAUAAAAAACUGCUAUAUAUAAUAUAUCUCAUUGGAAUAUAACUUAAUUAGUAAUAAUAGUAUGAUUUGAUUUAUUAUAUUCUAUACUUACGUAAUUGAUCUAAUAUCUCUUCUAAUAAUCUAUAAAGUUAUUUCUCUCUCCUUAAGAUGCUUAUUGCGAAAAUUUGAUAUCUAAAAGAAUAUGAUUUUGCUGCUAAGAGAACAUUUCUUAUAUUUGCCUAUAUAUAUUUAAACAUUUCGCAAAAUAAAAAAUUUUAAAUGGAUUGUGUUCACAUCGAUUUAGCUAAAAUGCAGGCUGAAAUGAUGUAUUAUUUGACGUGAAUGCAACGUUCAAAAAAAAAAUAUUCAAAUAUAAUGUUAUCAUUAUAAUUAUAUCGCAGUGCUAUAAUUUUCUUGCAUAUCUUUAAAUUGCCAUUACUUGUAUUUUGAUAAGCGAAAAGUAUGAGAGAGAAAAAGUGCUAAUAAAAUAUAUUUAAACAUCAACACAAAUUUUGUUGUAAGUAAAAAAUUUUAUUGUCAUAUAUUAGAAUCUUGAAUAUUGACGAACAAUUAAUGAUAGUACAGAGCAACAUGGCAAAUAGUUCACAAAUUUCUAGGAUAGUAUACAUUUAUAUGCAAUUUCCCUAUUUUUGUGAAAAGAUUACUUUCGAUUGACGCAUCGUAUUAAGAAUGAAGCAGAAAUAUAUAAUUUCUAUGACAUAUGCAUUAUUAUAAUAUAAAUGGCCAUAAAACUGAAUAUGAGAAGUUUCUAUUGAUAAUAAUUGUAAAUUGUGAAAACGCGACACUGCUCGCCGCAAAAAAAUUUUUAUUAAUUGUAUAAUAUAUUGUAAUAUAUAUAAAGCAUUUCUGUCUAAAAAAAAAAUACACUUGAGACGAUUUGCUUCGCAUCUAAUUUGACGAUUUUCGACGAUCAUUUAACGACAGUCACCUGAAGUUUAUAAUUGUAUCAAAUGUUCCAUCAGGAUUAUUAUUUAUAAUUUCUUUAACUGUAGCUGUAAUUUACCUGUAAUCUUUAUAUAACAAAGAAAUUAAUUUUUUUAUUAUUAAUAUUUUAAGUGACACAUCUUACAUGAAAAAGAUAUAGUGGCUGGAACGUUGUCGAACUAGAUCGAAGCAUACGUGACACUUCUUACAUACGAGGAAAUUGUACAAUAUAGAACGAGACAUACGCUUUGUUGAAUUUGCUAUAGAAUUAUGUUCAUUUCCAAUUGCCUUUCCCAAUUGAUGUUUUGUCGUUCAGCUUCCUAAAAAUUUCGUCGAUACAGCGUGAAGUGUACUAGAUAUGCCAAAACUAUCAACGAUUUUACGACCAACGCUAACUUAGUUAAUUCCAAUAUUGAUGAUAUAAGAUCAUUUUUGGACUAUAGUCUAAUUAAUUAGAACACAAUAAGAGAUGUCUGAGAACUUCUUGCAUAUUUUUUUUUUAGAGACCAAUUUAAUUUUAGAAAUUGUAUGACAGCAUCAUGGAUUGCUGUUACACUUAAUUGUGUGAAAAGAGUAAUUGUACAAAUACAUAAUAUGUGUCUAAAAUAUUCGCUUAUUCUAAAUAAAAAUGCAAGAAUGUUUAUUUUGGACAUGAUGCUUAUUCUAUUAGAUAGACUAUAGUUCUUAGUUUAAAAAUUGAUUUGAAAAUUAUGGAAAUAAUACAUCAGCGGCCUUCCAAAUACUAGGAUAUCUGAAAUUAAAAGGACGUUUCAUGUGUAAAGCGUUAGAAAUAUAAAAAUAUGAAAAAAGUAUUAAAAUGUUAUUAAUAUUGUAAUAAUUAAUUUAUUGAUCGAAAAGGUUUACAAUAUAAUUUAUUACUUCUGCGUCAUAGCACAUAAAUUCUAUUGAUGCGAUAUUUGUGCGAUAAUGUAUAUUAAUACCAUUGUGGAGCUCUUGAUUCGUUCUUUUAAUUUGGGUUUCCGAAAAAUUCAAAGAGGAGUAACAGUACAGGCAAGUGCCAGAUGUAAAUCAACUAUGUGCUUUGUGCACAUGUAACGUGCAUACACUCAAUGGAACACACACACACACACACACACACACACACACACACACACACACACACACACACACACACACACACACACACACACACACACACACACACACACAUAUAUACACAUACAUUCACAGAUUCAAAGAAAGAUUUAAACUUUGUGCAUUUUUAACUUUGUAUUAAGUAGGUAACGAACCCGAGGAGUCUACUAUUAAUGUUACCUUACACAAAUAUAACAAUAAUACUUGUAAUAGCUGUGUAAAUUUACAUUAUGAAAUAAUCACAGAGAUAUGGAAUUUAAAAAAAGAUUCAAACACUCAUGCAAUUUUGCUAUUAUUAUAAUAGCGUAAAAUGUAAGUACACAUAGUUACAAAUUUAAUAAACUAUUAGUCGAUUAAUUAAUUAACAAUUAGUCGAUUAAUUAAUUAAUUACAAAGCAUCGAAAUAAUGCAAUUUUAUCGUGAUCUUAAUCGAUUUAAUCAAUUGCGCGUUUUUAAAUCGCGGGAAAAAAAUAAAAAAUUUAUAUAUAUAAAAUAAGUACAUGCAGAAGUAUAUUCGGACAUUGUAUCUUCAAAAUUUAUAACAGUUCAUGCUUCUAUUAUUCUAUUUACGAUAAUUCAUCGGCUAUAUCUUCCGAUAACAAUGAUGGAAUGUAAAACAAUUUUUAAAGAAGGUUGCAUCUAAUAAAUUUUAUUCGACCGAAUUAUUCAACAAGUAGAGAAUUUGAUCGCCUAUUUCUUUCAAGAAAGAAGAAAUACUUUCAAGGAUGUAUUGACAGAAAGAAAACAAUUGACUUUAAUUACAUGCGAAAAUUAUGAUUUGCGAUAUUAAAUAUUGUAAGAAAGAUUCAUAUACACAAUGUUCCUCGAAUAAUUAUGGCCACAUGUUCAUGAAAUAACUGAAAGAAAGGAGACUACAUAUCUCUUAUUUUCAUGUAUUAUAAAUAAUGUAUCCUUCAAGGGCCUUCAGGAAGCCACUCAUGAUCGAGACGCAAAGUUUGACAUUCAAAAGUUUGAGAGAGAAUAUGAACAAAAUAAGAGAAAGGGUGAAAUUUGAAGAUAAGACGCGAAAGAGAUUGGUCGGAAUCGAUUCUCAAAUCCCCUGCCUGCACACACCGCCAUGUGUAACGACAUUUAAAUGGAUCGUAAUUUGUAAAUUAUUAUGGACU
Cataglyphis hispanica is the source of this 9058-nucleotide messenger RNA. RefSeq names its product two pore potassium channel protein sup-9 (gene Task6). Gene Ontology annotation, molecular function: potassium ion leak channel activity. Gene Ontology annotation, biological process: potassium ion transmembrane transport; stabilization of membrane potential. Bases 1078 to 2181 code for a protein of 367 amino acids. Gene Ontology annotation, cellular component: membrane. The transcript has 7 exons. The record is from RefSeq and is a predicted model, not a curated record. Lineage: Eukaryota; Metazoa; Arthropoda; Insecta; Hymenoptera; Formicidae.